CGUACGAAUGCGUGCAACUAAACCUCUCGGUUGCACAAUGACCUGCAUGACGGGGCGGCCUCGCUAGGGUCUGAUAGCGAGCGAGCCCCGAUAGGCUAUUUCUUGCGAUCAAGAAAAAGAACCACAUCAACCAUGACGGGAGACGAACGCGGGAGCGGGUCCCGCCAGAGGAAGAGAAUGUGCGGGUUCUGCAAUGUUUUUACGACCCUGGUCGUUUCCCUCCACCUCCUCCUCGCCCCCACCUCACCAGUCUCUGCCCGGUCCUGCCCCGGUCGCACCUACACGGUGAACGACUACAUUGAGGCGGACUGUGUCACCUACGAGGGCCAACUCCGGUUCGAGGGGAUCUGGGGCUUGAAGGAGAUCAACAUGCCGCGGCUAAAGCGCGUCCGCGGGGGGCUGUUCAUCGAAGACAACCCGGAUCUGGAGUCCAUCUACAUGCCACUUUUGGAGCGAGUGGACCACCGGUUGGAACGGUCCAUCAUCAUCCGGAACAACGGGCUGGGAUACAUAUUGACCACGACGCCCCCGCCGCAAGUCUACAAGACGACCACCGCGGCGCCCAGUACCACUUCAACCACCAGUACGUCGACAACGACGACGAGUCUGACGCUCUUCCCCAUGUUCCGGUCCCUCGGGCAGGUGUUCGGCGGCAAAAACGCGGAGAAACAUGCGAGGAUGUUGAGCGAGGAACAGAAAACUUCACCAGCAAGAACCAGUACGGGAAGUGAAAGAGAGACAAGUGAACAACAAGCGGGGCAUGCGCAUGAAGAUAUUGAUCCAACGCACUACCCAGAUGAAAAGAACAAUAAACCUGCAGACGGUGCUGGUCUUCAGCCUGGUCGUGAACAACAAGCUUCUUCCUCUCCUCGUGCUCUCACAACUACACAGAUGGGUUUCACCACGGCGGAAAAUCCGCUCGGGCAGUAUACCUACAGCACCCGGCGGUGGAUCACGCGGUCGAACCCGAUCGCGAACAGCAUGAAUUUUCCCCGAGUCACGUACAUCAGCAACAACAUCGAGAUCACGAACAACAUGAAGCUCCAGUACUUGUUAAUGGCGUAUGGGAAUUCCUUAAACCCGCUAGCAAACUACUUCAACACGCCACGAACCGGUCCGCCGAUCGACUGGCCGAGAGUCGGGGAGCGAGACGGAGACGGGAACUUGUUGACAACCGAAACGGCGGUUGUCGCCGGCCCCGGGCAAGUUCUGCUCGCGACGGCGGGGCCACCAACCCUUUCCGGUCCGAGUUUGGUGGUGUUUGAGUCGAAUUCCGAUGAUGGGAGCACAACGUUACCCCCGACAACGACCACGACCACCACCACAACGUUGGAGUUCGCUUUUAUCGGGGUCACCGCGCAGGACCGGACGUCGAUUAUUUUGCACAGCAAUCCCGAUUUAGUCUUCAUGAACAUUGGCGGGAAUGUCCGGGGGGAGGUGCAUAUUCGGGAAAACCCGGCGCUCCGCUCCAUGUCGAUGGACAUGAUGAACUCCAUCCGGAUGACGGUGUUCAUUCACGACAAUCCGGUACUGAACGGCAUCAAUUUCCCGGCUUUGACCGAAGUUUUGUCGACCGGGCUGCACUAUCAAAUGCAAAAAUGUCUGGGUCUGGAAACUUGUGAUGCUGGGUGGCGUAUCAUGAGGAGGCCACAAGUGCUCGCUCAGCAUGACAAGUUUCUGAGCUUCUAGAUGUUGCCUAUUCUGCAUGACAAACUGCGUUUCUACAUGACAGAAAAAUGGCGCUCUUGGGUAACGUGCAUGACAGAUUUGAGAGUCAUGCCAGACAAGCAUGACAAACAUGCACUCUUCCAGACCCAGACAUUUUUACACUUGAUAUGCACUCUUUGGUCUUGCGGGAUAACGGAAUUGCCUGUACCUACUCCGGCUUCAUGCGGUUCCCGUCGUUGCAACGGAUUUCCGGGAUGGUGACGAUCACGGGGAACCGGUGGUUUGGGGUCAUCGAAUUCCCCUCCCUGGUCGAAACGGGGCCCGUCCCGUCGGACGGAUACAGGCGGUUAGAGGAUGGACAUCAAAAAGCAGCGGUGGGGUCCGCAACUGAAACCAUCAGUGAGCGGAGACAAGAACAGCACACGACGCCACCCAAGAGCAAAAACAAAUCUUCGACCUCCAAGGUUGUAACUACUACCCGUGGUAGCAAAAAUGUUGACCGACAUAACCAUCCCAACUCCCUCGACAAUCGUCGUGGCGGGCAGAAGGUGCCGGAUUUGCUUUCUCCACCGGAUUGGCGGUCCGGUUUGAUGUCAGAGGGGGAAAAGGAGCAGCGCAGACUGAUGUUUUCCGAAAGAGAAGAGCUGGAGCUGGAAAAACACGCUGCACUAGAACGCGAAAAGUGGGACGCAGAAAUUGAAAUAGCGGAAAAUAAUGAGAAACAGUUAUUUGGUGGUCGUGUCAGGCAACUCACCACCGGCACGCCCUACACCACCGGGAAAGUGUCCGUCAAUUCCGUCACUAUCACGGAUAACCAGCGGUUGUACUACGUGAAAUACUCCGGGAUUCUCUACGGCAGCAUGCAGGUCUCCGCCCAGUCGGACUUGGUGAACAUCGAUUCGCCGGAUCUGCGCGAAAUCCGGGGCAUGCUGUGGAUCGAGAACAACGCGCAACUCGCGAGGGUUUCUCUAGCGAAUUUGCAAACGCUCGGCGACACCUUCGACUACAGCUUGAAAUUUGUCAGUAACGGGCAAGGCGCGCAGGAGCGGACCGGGUUUUUUCAAGCACAUGUUUUACGGUCGACAACCCGUGGGAUUGUGUUCGCGGAGAACCAAAACUUUGCGAGAUUGCAAUUUCCGCAAAUGCAAUCGACGGGGGAGACUUUGGGCUCAUCCGUUUUCGUUCAGAACAACAAGGACCUUUCCCUAUUGGAUUUCAACGGCGAGAUGGAGGGCAACGUGGUGAUUCAUAACAACCCAGAUGUCGAAUCCAUCCGGUUGGAGGGUCUUGCGAAGGUCAAGAACGACGGGAAUCUGUACUUCACGGACAACCAAGCGCUUCACACGGCGAAUUUGGUGCAGUUAGUGGAAUUGACCGGUGAUUUAGUCCUGGGUCGGAACGGCUUGCUCGCCCGCGCGCACGGAUCGGUCACCGCGCCGUUGUUGAAAUUAGUCGGAGGAAGGAUUCGGAUAGAACAAAAUUUCAAUUUGGGCAAUUUAGUUUUUCCGCAAUUAGAUUCCAUCGGGCAAGCGGAGGGGGAAUCUGUGGGGGUUUUUCAGAACGUGAAUUUCCAGUGCUGGAACAUUCUCUUCAACGCGUUGAGAUUCGUUGGCGGUUACAUUCAGUACAAGGACAAUUUCAUGCUGGACCAGAUGGAGUUUGAUUCCAUGGGGAACUUAUCAAGUGCAAAAAUGUCUGGGUCUGGAAAGAUCCGAACUUGUGAUGCGACUUCCACUACACGCGCAAAUCUCUCAUGCAUAGGCAGCAAGCGGUGCCCAUUUCCUGUCACCAAAAAGAUGGCUUUGUCAUGCGGAUUAAGCAUUGCGGAACGUUCUCAAAAUCUGUGAUGCUAGGGCUUCCAUGACAGACCUUCUGUGUCAUGCAGAAACAGCAUGACAAAAAUCUGCAUUCUUCCAGACCCAGACAUUUUUACAUUUGAUAGAACUGCGGCCCGGCGCAGGCGGAGCUCGGGUCCUACUGCCCCUCCGCAAGAUUCAUUUGCGCGGCGCGGCAUAUCCUGAGUAAAAACGUACCCACACCAGAGUUGUAAUGCAAAUCUGCAUGCUUAAAAUGUUUGUCAUGCGGAGCCCCAUGAGAAGCAUUUUCUAAGGGUGUUUUGAAAUUUGUCAUGCUCCAAUCAGCAUGAGAGACUAGAUCUGUAAUGCUGCUGAACUAGCUCAAACAGCACUGCACUACGCGUCCAAAUUUGUCAUGCGAAACAAGUAAAGUUGGCCGAUUUGUCUAGCAGAUUUUCCAUCUUGACUCUGGUGUGGGUACGUUUUUACUCAGGAUACGGCAGGUGCGGUACCCGCCGUACGAUCUCGGGAUUCCGGAGUUGAAGUUUUUGUCCCCUUUGGAGGUAACUCUGGAAGCGGACUUGACCGACCGGUUACUAUACGGCGUGCCACUGUUGAACGACGACAUGGCGCGGGUGUACGCGAAGUACUGCAAAGUGGACCCGAUCCAGGUGAAAAUUCUCUCCUACGCGAUCACGAAUCCAGCGUUAGUGCCAGGGAGUAUCUCCGGUGCGGCGCAAACAACGGUCGCGCCAGGAUCUAGUACGACACCGUCGAACGGAACUUCUUCUCUGCGGGAACUGCAACCCUACGACUACCCCAGCAACUACCCUGCAGUAGCUCUAAAUGGUGACCAACGCAGCUCGCAGCUCAAAGGCCGCCAACUCGGUCAGGUCGCACGGUUGCUGGGCGUCCGGGUGGAAGUGAUCACAACUAGUUCGAUCGAACUCCAACGGGUCUACAACCGGAUCGCCAGUUUCAGUCCGGCGACGUUUGCGGAUAUGACCGCGGAUUUAGUGAUUGAGCUCGCGACCCACAUGAACACGCUACAAAUCAUCUCGGUGGGGCGAAUCAACAUCACCAGUACAUUCGGCCUCGAAGGAAUCACCCAGCCGCCGAUCCCAGAGGGGACGUACUUGGACACAUCCGAUAUGGUGGAUUUGACCAAAGCACGGGAACGACCUGUCGACCCGGCGGACGCGGGCGCAACGGCCGAGAAGGAGACGGACUACACGUGGUUCAUUGUAAUUGGGUGUGUGGUUGCGUUCGGUUUGUUGGUUUUUCGGCUUUUCGUCUUCUUAACCAUGCAGUCCGCUUUACAGGCGAAUUUGUUGGAGCAGGAAAGGGAAAGAAUCGAGAGGGAAGAACGGGAGAAAUACGAGGAAGAAUACUACGCCCAGAAGGAGAUGGAAGCGAAAGCGAAGGACCACAUGCUCGUGCUGGGGUCGCAGUUGGUGAUGAACAACGACGAAAAACGGGAAGACUUGGAGUUCGGCGCGACAAUGGGUAGUUCCGCCGCGGAAAUGCAGAUGCUGAGCCAGAUGACAAGCAGUCCUUCGGCUUCGCAUAGUAAGCACAAGAUCGCGCCGAUGGCAAUUACCGACGGCUCGGCCGGUAUGGAAGCGUCAGGUUUGAAAUCGACAAAGUUGAAAUAAUUUGCCAUGCAUAAAAUGCAACUCAUAAAGUGCCUGUCUUGCAGAGUAGGCAAGCGAGGCAGACUGUAAGCCUGUGAAGGUGUAGAAAUAGAGCUGCUAAACUAGCAUGACAAAAGGCGUCUUCCUUACCCAAACAGCAUUACAAACUGGAUUUAGGCACCACCAAAAUUUGUCAUGCGUCACUUGGAAACUGGGUUCCCACUGGCAUCCAUUUUAUGCAUGACAAAUCAUUUCAACUUUGGCGAUUUCGAUCCUGACACAUCCAUAGCCGGUUUUGAUGGGAGUCCGACUGCGGCAUCCGGGACGUUGGCGAUUAUGGACCGGUCGUUUAUGCAGUCGACACAAUCAAAAAUGCCCCAGAUCUUCCGUUACGACGACGGAUCCCGAGUCGCCCCAGUGGAUUAUGGCGACGGGAUUGUCGUCGCGCCGGGCGUGCAGCCGUCGAAGCGGUACAUUGGCGGGAAGGUGAAAAUUACGCACAAGAAAAAAACGACGCGGGGGAAUCCGGAAGCGUACACGAAUUUCCUGCGGGAUAGGAUUCACAACGCGGACGAAACAAAUGUGUAUGAAGUGUGAUGAAACUACUACAACUGCGCUCGCUUUUGGUUUUGUCGUGGUUGAGUCACUGCUUGUUAUUCCGUUCAUCUAAUACUACACUAUUGCUUAUCAUAAACUCUAACUCAUCUGAAAAAGAACUUUUCGUUGAUAAAAAUGCCUACCGAAACGAAGUAGCAAUUGAUUGAUACCCUUAAGUUACCAUCUAAUAUCCAAAACAAUUCGAAACUCUGCAUCGGCUUUGAAAUACAUAACCUGUAGCUAUUUGAGAAGGACUUGAGAACACACUUCUGUUGAGACAAAAUGUACAUAGAAUGACUUGGAGUUGUUGGAGCUAAUUGUCCGCAAUGCACUGGC
Amoebophrya sp. A120 is the source of this 6031-nucleotide messenger RNA. The record is from the annotation of a GenBank genome assembly. NCBI's taxonomy places the organism in Eukaryota, Dinophyceae, Syndiniales, Amoebophryaceae.